Myxocyprinus asiaticus (Chinese sucker) is the source of this 6472-nucleotide messenger RNA. RefSeq names its product 28S ribosomal protein S35, mitochondrial-like. Bases 15 to 1031 code for a protein of 338 amino acids. Gene Ontology annotation, cellular component: mitochondrial small ribosomal subunit. The record is from RefSeq and is a predicted model, not a curated record. Gene Ontology annotation, biological process: mitochondrial translation. NCBI's taxonomy places the organism in Eukaryota, Metazoa, Chordata, Actinopteri, Cypriniformes, Catostomidae. The transcript is spliced from 8 exons. Gene Ontology annotation, molecular function: structural constituent of ribosome.
GCAGGUUUUCCAUCAUGGCUGCGCCCUUCAUUCACCAUUCGCUGUCCUCCUUAUGCAGAAGAAACUGUAAUAUUAAAGGAAAAUAUAAUUUAAUUUCAUUCAACAGGCUGGUAUCUACCUCUGCUGUCCUCUCAACAAGCGCUUUAUCCACUGAAAGAGACACUGUAGGCAGAGGUGUUCGGGGCCAGUGGAAAUCUAAAAGACAGUCCGGGGAGCCCAGGACAGAACAGAUGAUCGUGGGUCAAGACUGGACCGCAGUUUACCCCACUGCAGCGUCAUUCAAACCUUCUGCAGUUCCACUGCCAGUACGGAUGGGUUAUCCAGUGAAGAGAGGUGUACCACCUGAGAAAAAGGGCAAUCUGGAGCUGAUCAAGAUUCCAAACUUUUUACACUUAACCCCAUUAGCCAUUAAGAAGCACUGCGAGGCCCUGAAACCGUUCUGUAUGGAGUGGCCGUCUGCUUUGGACUCUAAAGAAAAAUGCAAGGAGCAUUUCCCAAUCCAGGUUCAGAGUAAAGAGUUUGUAUCUGCUGGACCUUCACUGCGAAACCCAGAUGCCAGAAUAGUAACGCUCAAGGUGAAACUUUCCAGUUUAAAUCUGGAUGAUCACGCCAGAAAGAAAAUGAUCAGACUCAGCGGAGAGCAUUACUGCAAAGACACAGACACACUCACCAUCACCACAGACAGUUGCCCGUUGAGACAGCAGAAUUAUGAUUACGCCAUGUAUCUUCUAACGGUUCUUUACCACGAGUCCUGGAAAACAGAGCUGUGGGAGCAAGAAAAGACGCGUGCGGACAUGGAAGAGUACGAGUGGGAAGACAGCCCAUCCCAGAAGAACGUUCUGGAAACUCUCCUGCGCAUGCGGCCACUCAGAGCGAAUGAUGAGUUGGAGGGGGGAAUCAGAGAGGAGCUGCUCGGACAGCUGGCUGUACAGGAGUACAAAAACACGGUGGUCAAGCUGAAGAAUGAGGGGGAGACUGAGGACAAUCUACAGAAUUACAAAGAGGCCGUGAAAAAACUUCUUAAAAUCUGAGGAAUGCUGGAGAAUGGUGGCAGACUGGGAGCUCCAAUAUAGUGAACAUAAAUGUACAAUAAAUAAUAAUGCAUUGUGGUUCUAUAAUGAUGUAAUAAUGUUGUUUUUUUGUAUGUCAUAUCCAACUUAAAAUAUAAAUGAAAAUGAAAUCCUGAAGGGGCGUUACUAUGACGCUGAACUAAGCACACGUCUUUCUGUGAGCUCCUGGUGAUAUUUGGUUAAAUUUCUGUAUAUUUAUCUGGUAAGAACACGGACACGAAUACCAGUUGUUUGUAUUAGCUCUGCGGAGUACACCAAGUGUUAUUAUGCUGUCAAAAAAUACAAACAAAGUGGACUCUUCCCCAGUUGAGGAGUAUGACGAGUGGGAUGCCAGCACCUUAGCUAGCUCAACAGGUAACGCUAGCACUGCCCCCCAGUCGGAAGGAGCUCUGGCCGGAACUGUCCAAAACUUGGAUGUUAUUCAAAAACUGGACAUGAUGAGAAGUGAUUUUGCCACAAAGAUUGAUGGGAUCCUGAAUGCAGUUCAUGAUGUUAAGAGGGAUGGCUAUGGACGUGGAUGAAGAGCGCAUUAGCAACGUUGAGGACACAGUUAAUUCAGAGAAAGGCAAGACUGAAGAGUUCAUUAAAAGAGUGGCUGUCCUUACACAGAAAUUCGACGAACUUGAAAACUGCUCGCAGAGAUCCAACCUCAGGCUGGUUAACUUGCCUGAAGAAGUUAAAAAGUCAGAUUAAAUCGUUUUGCUUGAGAAAUGGCAACCUGAAGCACUGGGCCUGCAACCUUUCCUACUCCGCCUAUCAUUGAGAGGGCACACAGGCUACCCAGCUGAACACAAUCCUCCAAGAGUCCUCAUUAUGAAGUUUUUUUUGUUUUUUCAUUAUGAAGUUUUUGAACUUCCAAGAUAAAGUCAGAGUAAUGCGAGCAGCCAGGGCCAAAGGCAUGGUUCUGUACGGCGAGCAAGAGGUCAGGUUUUUCCCAGACCUUUCGGCGGAGCUAAACCGGCAGAGGAGGCAUUUCGACAGGAUAAAACAACAACUAAGAUUCCUGAACAUUAGCUAUGGAAUAGUGUACCCAGCCAAGCUUCGUCUGACAAUUGACAUACAAAUUUGUGAAUUUUAAUCCCCCGCAGACGCUGAGAAGUUUGUUCAGGGCUUACAAGGCACACGUGAUGCACAGAGGAGCUAAAGUGGAAAUAUGAGGCUGUCCUGUUCGGGAUGACAGCUAAGGGGAUUUGUUUUGGGCAGGAUUUCGUUAUUUUAUAUGUUUGUCCGUGUUUUUCACAAUAUAACUUCAUACAUUGGCAGACUUUUAAGGUGACUUCCACAUCGAAGCAACAGGUCCAGUCAUGUUAUUUAGUUGUAAUAUGCUGUACAAUCUGGUCUAAAGUUGAAUCAAGAUUAGUUCGAAUAAGAAACUAAUAUUCACCUCUUGGAAUGUAAGGGGGAUGAUUAAAAUGAUUAAGUUGAAACAGGUUAUUAAUAGGCUUAAGCAGCUUGAGUCCUCUGUAGUUUUUAUCCAGGAGACUCAUUUACUUAAGGAUGAACUUCUGAAGGUACAAAGGAGAUGGCCAGGUACUGGCAUCAUGUUUUUCUUCUAAGUGAAUAUACUAUUUCUGAUACAGCUAGUAGAUACUUGGUGGUACAGGGUACUCUUUUGAGCAAAAAUAUUAAUCUGGUUAAUGUCUAUGGUCCGAAUGAUGAUAAUCCCACAUUUUUUGAUAAUUUUUUUAUACGGAUUGUCUCUCUUCCAGGUACAGUAAUAGUAGCAGGCAACUUUAACUGUGCUCUUGACCCAAAGCUCGAUCGCUCAUUGGGGCUGGACUCCUCUCAUUCUCAUAGAAAGAAAAUUCAACAGUUCAUGAAAGAUCUGAACCUAUGCGACCCGUGGAGGAUGCAAAAUCCAGUUAAAAGGGAAUAUUCAUGUUUUUCAUCCUCUUCCAAAACCUAUUCUCAUAUAGUUAUUUUUUAAUUUCCACUUCUCUGCUACCUAAUAUAGCUAGAUGUAUAUACAGUUGUGCUCAAAAGUUUGCAUACCCUGGCAGAAAUGUUGCCAUUGAUUUUGAAAAUAGGACUGAUCAUGCAAAAAUGUGUGUCACCUUGUGUGUCUGUAUCAAGGCCAGACAUUCAAGGGUAUGUAAACUUUUGAUCAGGGCCAUUUGGGUGAUUUCUGUUAUCAUUAUGAUUUAAAAAGGAGCCAAACAACUAUGUGAUAAUAAAUGGCUUCAUAUGAUCACUAUCCUUAAAUAAAAGAGUUGUUUUCUUUUUUUGCAUGAUCAGUCAUAUUUUCAAAAUCAAUGCCAAAAUUUCACAAUUUCUGCCAGGGUAUGCAAACUUUUGAGCACAACUGUAUGAUAGCACGGUUUUUUCUGAUCAUUCUCCCAUCUCAGUAUUUUACAAUGAUUCUCAGUUAUUCAGAGGCUCCCCUAGAUGGCGCUUACACCCUAAAUGGCUACGGCACUCUGAUUUCAUAAAAUUUGUGGGGGAGCAUAUAGAUGUUUACUUUGCAAUAAACACUGACCAGACUUCAGCAACCGCUAGGUGGGAGGCCUUUAAAGCAUAUAUUAAAGAUCUAAUGAUCAGCUUCACCAGUUCCAAAUUUAUUAAAUUCAUACAACAGAUGAACGAGUUGGAGACAGAAAUCAGAGACUUGGAGAAAGUGGCGAGCCUUGAUAAGUCAGUACAAACUAAACAAAAAUGAUUAGUCCUUAAAGCUGAAUAUGAGGAGCUUUCCACACAAAAAGCUGAAAAUAGUCUAUUAGGGCUUAAGCAAACUUUUUAUGAUCAGGGUGAAAAGCCCAGUAAAUUGCUAGCCUGGCAAAUUAAGAAACUUAACUCAGAAAGAGCCAUAAAUGCAAUUAGGAAUGAACAGGGGAAAUAUCUACAGAGCCAUUGGAAAUUAACCAUGCUUUCGUUUCACUCUAUAAAGCCCUUUAUCAAUCGGAAUAUCCAAUGAACUAAUUAAAUCGAAACACUUUUCUAGAUAGAUUGGAUCUCUAUCUCUGAAGAUACAAAACUUGAGCUUGAUAAGGAACUGGGUUUGGAGGAGGUCUCCAACGCUGUUCUUAACAUGAAAGGCGGUAAAGCGGCAGGUCCCGAUGGGCUCUCAAUAGACAUUUAUAAAUUAUUUAAAGAAAAACUAAUAGUACCUUUGCUAGAUAUGUAUGUAGAAUCAUUUGAACAGGGUAACCUUCUCCCAUCGCUACGAAGUGCCCUAAUCACUCUUAUUCUGAAGCCAAGCAAACCGCCUACAGAAUGUGGCUCCUAUAAACCAAUUUCACUUUUGAACGCUGAUGCAAAGAUUAUAGCUAAAGCUUUGGCGAUGAGAAUGGAGAGGGUCCUGCCUCCCUUGAUGCAUGCAGAUCAAAACGGCUUUGUUAAAAAUCGACAGGAGAUCCACAAUGUGAGGAGGGUACUCAAUAUAGUCCAUUUAUGUGAAGGGUCCCCUGAUACCGCCAUCUUGUCACUUGACAAGGCGUUCGACACACUCGAAUGGCCCUGUCUAUUGGAGGUGCUUGAGCGUUUUGGGUUUGGGGACUACUAUCGUAGAUUGGUUGAAAUUCUGUUUGUUGAUUCAACUGCAGAAGUAUCCACAAAUAAUUUGAUCUCUCAACUGUUUAAUCUCUUCCACGGCUCAAAACAAGGCUCGCCACUUCCACCUUUACUUUUUGUAAUAGCCUUGGAACCACUUGCAGUAGCAGUAAGAUCACACCCUUCAAUUAUUGGUAUUAGAUCAGGCAUCCUAGAACAUCGUAUCGCAUUGUAUGAAGAUGAUGCCAUUGUAUUUUUAUUAGAUCUGGGUAAAUCAAUACAAUAGCUUUUAAAGCUGAUCAGUUAAUUUGGCAACUUCUCUGGUUUUAAGGUAAACAAAGAUAAAUCAUCUAUUAUGUUCCUAAAUGAACAAGAGAGAAGAAAACCAACGACACCCCACCCAUUUGUAAAUGCUAUAGACUUUUUAACUAUCUUUGUAUUAGAAUAACUCCAGAGAUAAGCACCCUUAGUUUAACUAACUAUGAACCCAUGUUAGCUAAAAUGUCUGAAGAGGUCACAAGAUGGACAACAUUACCUCUGUUUUUAAUGGAAAGAAUAAAUGUAAUUAAGAUGAACAUUUUACCUAAAUUUUCCAAUCGAUACCACUGGCUCCUCCACCUUUCCCCAAAAGUUAGGAAGCUGCCCAGUUGAGGGCUGCAAUGUUCUGGUUUAUCAGAGAGGUUGACUUGCUCUGGUUACAAAUUGAAUUGAUGUCCCCAAGGGGUUUGACGCUAUACUGCCCUUUAUACUCAGCUACCUUUAGAAAUUAAAGAAAAACACAGUUAAUCCGUUUGUUAAAAACACUAUUGUUUGGCAUGAAGUACAGAAAUAUUUGGGUGACUCCCCAGUAUUGUCUUGCUUUUCACCAAUUUGGGUCAAUGAACACUUUAGCCCAGCUAAAAAUUAUAUGGGAUUUAAAAUAUGGUUAAAUAAGGGCAUUGUUAAACUACUGUAUCUUUAUGAGGACAACAAUUUGAUGUCUUUUGAUGAGCUAAAAGCGAAGUAUGAUGUACCACAGAAACACUUCAAGUAUUUACAACUUAGAAGUUUUAUUCUGACACCUAAAAAAUUCAGUACAAACCCACUGUCCACAGUGGAUAUAUUUUCCACACAAAAUUGUUUCAGUAAAGGGCGGGUUACACAAUUACACAAUAUAUUGGUGGAAAAUCAUAAAGAUAACUGAAAGUAAGAGACAUGAUUGGAUACAAGACUUAAAAGAGGACAUUCCAUUGGAUGAAUGAGUUAUAUGUUCAAAGGCACAAACAAAAACCAUCAAUACUCGACUGAGAUUAAUACAGUAUAAUUGGAUAAUGAGAACGUACAUAAUCCCUGUGAAGUUAAAUAAAUUUGAUUCUGGUUUUCCUGAUCAAUGCUACAAGUGCAAUUAUUAUCAAGGUACUUUAUUUCACUGCUUGUGGGAAUGUGAGGUGUUGCAAUAAUUUUGGGGUGCGGUGAUUCGCUAUAUCUCUCAAACUACCUCUUCCCCAGUACCAUUAAGUCCUAAACUGCAUUUACCCAGACAACUGUUCUCUCUCUAAUAGAGAAAGGAAAAUGGUUGACCUAUGUCUAUUACAAGCUAGACGCUCGAUUGCCCUGUGUUGGAAGAAUGUUAGUUGCCCCUCCCUUGGACAGUGGUUAAAAAACUUAAUAUCAAGUUUGGCUCUUGAGAAAAGAGAAUUUUGUGAAUGACAUCUGGGAGGUGUUUUUGGAAUUUGUUAAAAAUUGUGACAUUGAAGAAGCUUUGGAAGUGUGAAGGUGUAAUUAACUAAGCUAUGAUAAGGAAUAUGUGCUAUACGCUGCCAUGUAUUUGUGAUUGUAUUUUUUUUUUUUAAGUACUUUUAUUUUUUAUUACUUACACUGCCACAUGUUCGAUCUGCAGAAAAGUUCAGUUACAUGUAUACAAUGUGUUAAAUGUA